UUGCGGACUUCCACAAGUCAAAGAUCAGAUUGUCAUAUAACUAACUGGUGUUCUGUUGACAUCGUCAAGCUGAUUUCUCUGCGUUCGUGGGCGUCCUUUCGGGCACUCUUCCCAGUCAAUCUGAUGUCACCCAAUCGCGGAUGGCGCGCGAGACGGAAUUAUAAUGAAAACCAAGAUGAUCGCUAUUACAGAUACGGUGGUUCCAGCUAUAGCGGCUCGUAUGGGCAGCCAUACGGAUACGACUACCGCUCGAAUGGAUACUAUGCAGAUGCUCAACCAAGUCAGGGGUAUAACUACUGGCACGACAGUGACCAGCAUUACUCCCAAAACUACUACCGUGACCAAUCCCCCAGCAACUAUAAUCGCAGCCAUGAACAUGGUAAUGACUCCUACCACGCUGAAGGUUCUUACAGAAGACGGAGGAGUCGGCGAAGCGACAGUCCGCAGAGAAAUUACCAUUCGCAUGCAAACGCCGAUUCGUCAAUCCCAUAUAUUCCUUCUCCUUCUUUUCGUCUAAGAACACCUGAUUCAAAUUCCCUUACUGCAUAUAUGAAAUCACCAACACCAGCUUCCCCACCACCCGCGGAGCCGGAUCCAGCAUAUAUGGCGCUCUCGCUCGAGCCAUCACAUAUCGUUGACGACCCUCGUGCCUUUCGAAAGCUUCUCAUACUAGAUUUGAAUGGCACUCUACUCAUCCGAUCGCAGCAUUCACGCGCACGACAGAAAGAUUCGUAUGGUGGUACUUACAGCAGCUCAGCACCGCGCCUUCGCGCGGUGCAGCCGCGUCCUUACAUACCCGCUUUUCGUGCAUACCUGUUUGCACCCGAGACUCAAGAAUGGCUGGACACCAUGGUCUGGUCUUCCGCGCAACCCCACAGUGUGGCGGACAUGGUCGACAAGGUUUUCGGUGAUGUCAAAAGCAACCUUAUCGCAGUCUGGGACCGCGGGAGUUUGGGACUUAGUAAAGAGGACUAUCACCGAAAAGCGCUGACGACCAAGGAUCUUACAAAGCCUUGGGCAUUGCUUCCAUCAGGCACCAGCCCAUCAGAGAUCGCGAUACCAUCGGAAGCAGAUUAUGCUGCUGAGCCAGCUGGGUUGGCUCCCUCUAUUGCACACUCUGCCUUGAGCACCCUCCUCCUCGACGACUCUCCUCACAAGGCUCGUCUCCAGCCAUACAAUCAUGUCUGUAUACCUGAGUAUAGUUCCUCAUUCAGGGACAAAGACCUUCGACAGCUUCAGCACGAGAAAGCGGCUCGAGCGCCUAAACAUAGGAAGCAGAAAGGAAAGGCAAAUGAAUAUGUGCAGGACCAAAGCGAGUCGGCAGAGAUAUCAAUGCCCUCUUCAGACUUUGAUCCGGCUGUAAUCAGUCCUACCUCCGCUCAUGUCGAAGAGUCGUCUAUCCCCAUUCCAUCUGCAGAAAGAGCAUACAUAUCAUCUCGAUCAUCUGCUGAGCCCUAUGACCCCACCAUUCUGGCAGUUAUUGGUGUCCUGGACGAGAUUAAGAAGCAGAGCAGCGUUGCUGGGUGGAUCCAAGCCGGCGGUCUUCAGAAUACUGUUCCAGUUCCCGGGGAUGAAGGAGAAUAUAUUGUCACUCCACCAGCCUCAGACACAAACAUUGUCGAAGAUCUCACAGACUCUCAGGAAAUGCAACCCCUCACGAAGAAAGAGCUUCGGGCAGCAAAAAAACUUGCAGCGAAGCAGCAGAAACGCGCGGAACAAGCAGCAUUGUCUGCCGGACAAACUGUUCUUAUUUCCGACAAGGAAGUUAUGCAGACCGGGGAUGAUGAGUCUAUCAUCGCUGAUAUUUCGGUUGAGAGUAUUCCUGCUGCUGCACCAAGUGCUAGUGUAGAGAGUUUGGGAAUGUGGUUCAGUGAUGAGCCGACGAUGUCUUACUGGGUUUGGAGAGGGCGCCAGGCGCUGGACAGUUUGGGAAUUGAAGCGGAUCAUGGAGUAACCGGGUAGUAGAAAUUGCACUUGCUGGCUACAGUAAGUGUACUGUACCUCUCACGUAUUUAACUUAGAUGUUUGUCCCGAAUAAACAUCAAGCUCGGUAGGACUAGUGGACUGUUUUCUGACGACCAAAUUGAGCCAAUCUGGUAACC
This is a messenger RNA of Suillus bovinus, 2102 nucleotides long. RefSeq lists its product as uncharacterized. The coding region runs from base 124 to 1962 and encodes 612 amino acids. Gene Ontology annotation, molecular function: phosphoprotein phosphatase activity. The record is from RefSeq and is a predicted model, not a curated record. Lineage: Eukaryota; Fungi; Basidiomycota; Agaricomycetes; Boletales; Suillaceae. The transcript has 2 exons.